CUUUGUAAGCUUCCUCUUUGUUUUUCUGUCAGCCUCUAGCCGAAGCUACCUGAGGUGUCCUUGGUUUUCCUUAUUUAAUCCUAGAAAUGGGAUUUGUCAAAGUAAUCAAGAACAAAGCGUACUUCAAGCGUUUCCAGGUCAAAUUCAAGAGACGACGAGAGGGUAAAACCGAUUAUUAUGCCCGUAAACGUCUGGUGACCCAGGAUAAGAACAAGUAUAACACGCCUAAGUACCGAUUUGUCGUUCGUUUCACAAAUAAGGACAUCACAUGCCAGAUAGCGUAUGCCAAACUCGAAGGGGAUGUUAUCGUUAGUGCUGCUUAUGCACACGAGCUUCCUCGUUAUGGCAUCAAGGUCGGGUUGACCAAUUAUGCUGCAGCUUAUUGUACUGGUCUUUUGCUAGCACGUCGUCUGCUCACCAAACUGAACCUGCACGAGAUCUACACAGGAACAGAUGAAGUCAACGGGGAGGAGUACAAUGUGGAAAGUGUUGAUGGAUCCCCAGGUGCUUUUAGGGCUUUCCUGGACGUUGGACUGGCAAGAACCACUACUGGAGCAAGGGUGUUUGGUGCUCUGAAAGGAGCGGUAGACGGGGGCCUUGACAUUCCUCAUAGCAUGAAGCGUUUCCCAGGUUAUGAUUGCGAGUCCAAAGAAUUCAAUGCUGAGAUCCAUCGUAAUCACAUCUUUGGUCAGCAUGUAGCAAAUUUCAUGACAGAGUUGAAAGAACAAGAUGAAGAGGCUUACAAGAAACAGUUCUCUCAGUACAUUAAGAAUGGCAUUGAACCAGAUCAGAUUGAGGAGCUUUACAAGAAAGCCCAUGCUGCCAUUCGUGAGGAUCCUGUGGCCAAGCCUUCACAGAAGAAGGAAGUCACACCCAAGAGGUAUAACCGCAAGAAGAUGUCCCUCCAACAGCGCAAGGCUCGUGUUGCACAGAAGAAAGCUUACUUCCUGAAGCAGCAGGGUGAUGGUGAAGAUGAGGAAGAGGAUGAUGAGUGAGCUUGUCAGUUGAAAUAAAUUCCCUUUGAAGAGCAGAA
This is a messenger RNA of Pocillopora verrucosa, 1033 nucleotides long. Its product is annotated as large ribosomal subunit protein uL18. Gene Ontology annotation, molecular function: 5S rRNA binding; structural constituent of ribosome. Gene Ontology annotation, cellular component: ribosome; cytosolic large ribosomal subunit. Gene Ontology annotation, biological process: translation; ribosomal large subunit assembly. The record is from RefSeq and is a predicted model, not a curated record. NCBI's taxonomy places the organism in Eukaryota, Metazoa, Cnidaria, Anthozoa, Scleractinia, Pocilloporidae.